GUCUUGCAUUUAUAAUCGGAGGAUUCACAUCGUAGUGAGUGAGAUCGGAAAGUGAAAAACCGGAAGAAAGAAAAAAUCCAUUUUCUUCGAGAAGUGAACAGGCGUGGAUUGAUUUCUUUGAGUUUAAUUUUUUUUUAUUCUUUUGCUCUAAGUUUCUGACAUUUCCAAUGUUUUUGGAUUAAAAACCAUUGGAGCAAAUCAAAAGGAAUAUUGAAGCAAGUAAAAAAGCCGAGUAUUUUUAGAUAAGCCAAUCAGACCAAAGGCUUAUAAAAUUGGUUAGAAAAAAUGAUGCUUCUUUAUAUGCUAUCAGUUGUCGUCAUCUGCACGGCACAGGAAGCUACACAAUUCGUGAAAUUAGAUAACGGAAAUGGGGCAAAAGCUCUGAAGCAACUAGAAAAUGGUGAAGAUUUAAUGAGGCAGAUUGGAGAGAUGGGAUUGCUUUUAGAGAAUUAUCGAAGGGUCAUUUUGAGUGGGAUCACGGAAGCACCCGACGUUUGCGGGUUUAUUGAAAACCUAAGAGAAAGCAUUGAAGCUAGCGACAAAAUUCCGGAAAAUAAUUUAAUAAGAAAGGAACACUUGUCGGAAGAUGAAACGGGCAUCAAAUUGUACAAAAAUAUCCUUCAAAGCAUUGAUGAUCCAGUAUUGAAAUCACAAUUCUUUUUAAUGCUCCAAACUCAAAUUGAUGAAUGCUUUGAUCUUGAUUUUCCAAAUCAAGUUCUAGCUAAGCGCGAUCGAAGCCAGAUGCAAAAGAUUCGUUUUCAUUCUUGGGGAGGAAAACGAGCACGAGGAGCACCGAAGAUCGUAAUACGAACACCAUUCCACUCAUGGGGUGGUAAAAGAAGUGGCAAAGAAGCUUAAUCGCACUAUAAAAUAUCACGAAUGUGAAAUAUUGUACAUUUGAAGAUUAAAUAAAAUUUUUAUUUAAUUUUUGACUCACCAUUCUGA
Molecule: messenger RNA, 945 nt
Organism: Clunio marinus
Lineage: Eukaryota; Metazoa; Arthropoda; Insecta; Diptera; Chironomidae
Source: the annotation of a GenBank genome assembly